CCUGUCAAACGCAACUCAGAAAUCCUUUCAGUUUUCUUGCUACAGAGUGAGCUGAAUUUUCCUUUGUCAUUUACUUUACUCACUUCUUUUUCGUACCUAUUGGAUCAGAACCUUCUCCUUUUUCACUGAAUCGCGCGUUCAUUUUCAGCAUGCUUGUGAAAUUUUUAUUUUGGGAGAAUUAAAUUACUCAGCCAUUGCAAUUUUAAAGCAUUGAAUGGAAUACUUCUGAUUUGAUUCAAUUCGGGACUUACACGAUGCACGCCAAGUCUGAUUCCGAUGUCACUAGUUUCGAUCCAUCAUCUCCGAGAUCUCCCAAGCGACCUGCUUACUAUGUGCAAAGUCCCUCUAGGGAUUCUCACGAUGGCGACAAAUCUUGCUCAAUGCAAGCCACUCCUGCUUACAACAGUCCCACGGAGUCCCCUUUGCACCAGUCUUACGGUCACCAUUCUCGGGCCUCCUCUGCCAGUAGGAUUUCGGGUAAUUACAAUUCUGCCUGGGGAAAGAAAUCGAAUCGGAAAGGGGACGACAAAGGGUGGCCUGAAUGUAAAGUGAUCGAAGAAGAAGGGGACUAUGAUGGUUAUUAUCGUGACAAUGUUGGAUCGUUGAGAAGGACUCAAGCUUCACUUGCUGUGCUAGGGUUUGUUGUGAUCUUCACUGUGUUCUGUCUCAUCAUCUGGGGAGUUAGUAGGUCUUACAAACCUCAGUUCGGUGUCAAGAGUUUGACAGUACAUAGCUUCUACUUGGGAGAAGGAUCAGAUCCCACAGGAGUUCCAACCAAGAUGCUGACAACGAACUGCUCUGUGAAAAUGACCGUAUAUAACCCGGCAACAUUUUUUGGGAUUCACGUAAGCUCCAAGUCAGUGAAUCUCAUGUAUUCUGAGAUUGCAGUUGCAACUGGUGAUUUGAAGAAUUCCUAUCAGGGAAGAAAAACCCACAAGACUGUGCAUGUCAGUCUCCAGAGAAGCAGGGUUCCUUUAUAUGGUGCUGGAGCAAGCUUGGCUGGUUCAAUUGACAAUGGAGUCCCAGUGAAGCUAGAUUUCGAAGUUAAGUCACGAGGUAAUGUUGUGGGGAAGUUGGUGAGGUCAAAACAUCGAAAGCAUGUUACUUGUUUGUUUACUAUCACUCCCCACAGCAACAAACCCAUAAAACCUAAAGAGAAUGCUUGUACAUACAACUGAUGAUGAUGGUCUUGCUGCAACCUGGUAGUGCUAGGCAGGAAAUGAGAAAAAAUUUUACUAGGAAAUGGUUUAGACUUGUGAAGCUUUAGUAGCAUCGCUUUUCAACGGGGAAUGGGAUGGAUAAAAUCUUGAAGGUGAUAAUUAGUCCUUCACUCACCCAUCUACUCCACCCUGGAAUAAGCUGUCC
This is a messenger RNA of Neltuma alba, 1365 nucleotides long. RefSeq lists its product as uncharacterized. The record is from RefSeq and is a predicted model, not a curated record. Bases 255 to 1178 code for a protein of 307 amino acids. The transcript has 3 exons. Lineage: Eukaryota; Viridiplantae; Streptophyta; Magnoliopsida; Fabales; Fabaceae.